AUGUCAAUAGAAUAACAAUUGGAUUCCAUGAAAUAUGACCUGGACUUUGAAGAAGCUAAUUUUAACAGGUUUGAAUUCCCCUACAACCAGAUAGAAAGUAAAUACAUUGUCAAAUAGUGACCGAAAAAAAGGUUAUUUUGUCUUUUGAGAAAAAAAUAGGAGACCAAGCGAUUGAACUUUGAAACUAGAUUUCUAUAUAAAGACAUACAGUAGCCACUUAGACGAAUUCUGAAACAACAUUCCUAUAUCAAGACAUACAGUAGCCACUUAGACGAAUUUUGAAAAUGGCCAUUCGAAUAAUUGUCAGUGUACUUCUGGCAUCUUGUGUGACGUCCUACAGAAUCUAUCAAAAGCGUAUCCCUAAUGGAGAUUCUGUUCCUCACCCAUGCAAAGCAAACAAUGUCUGGGAAGGUGUUGGACAUUUCAACGACGAGGGCGCAGGUUUUAGGAAUGUUUUUGGUGAAGAUUUUGAAAAGGAGGGAAAAAUCUGGACAGAAGCAUUGUGUCGUAAAGACUCCGAUGGUGAUGGACUGACCAACGGUCAAGAACUCGGUGAUCCAGAGUGUGUCUGGAAAGAAAACACAUUGCCUAGCAGACAUGUUAACAUAACACAUCCAGGUAUCUGUGACCCAUGGAACUCUCCCAAUUGUUUGUCUAAGAAUACUUCACAUUCAAGAUAUUACAAUCAAGAAGAAUGGAUGAAAGAAAUGUGUAAACAGAGAGACUUUAUUUGCCCUGGAAUCAAUGAAACAGAUGUACAUACAGUGAACUUCACCAUUGCUCCUGGAACUCGAGUACCUGCCAAAGAAACCAUCUAUAUGUGUCAGUACUUUGACUUUCGGAAAAUGGCGCCACAAGACGAGUAUCAUUUAAUAGCAGUAAAACCGAUUCAAGACAAUAAAUACGUCAUUCACCACAUGAAACUGUUUGCCUGCACAGAUGACAGCGUGUCCGUCAACCAGGAACCUUUCCUCUGUGGUGCUCAUCCCUCACCAAGUUGUACUACCGAGUUGAGUGUUUGGUCUGUUGGUUUGACUGGAGACUGUUAUCAUGCAAUGACUGGAAUCACCAUAGGGAACAGAGGAUUUAAAACUUUCGCCAUUUCGGUCCAUUGGAAUAAUCCUGAUAUCAGAUCUGACUGGAUCGAUAGUUCUGGAAUGAUGGCAUACUUUACCAACAAAAAGAGACCUCAUGAAGCUGGCACUUAUUCUCUAGGACCUUGGCAAUUUUUAUUGCCCCCUAGGCAACCUUCAGUUAGCAUUACAUCAACUUGCCCAUCGCAAUGUACAAGAAAAAUAAUCAAGAACUAUAUGAAUGUAACAUCAGCAUGGAAUCAUAUGCACCUGGCAGGGAAGCAAAUGUCUAUUAAAAUAGUGAGAAAUAAAACGGAAGUGUUGUAUUUGACCAAUGAGAUGACCUAUAAUUAUGACAGCCCAGAACUUAUGCUUUACUCAGAGAAUCCUUUUCAAAUUUUGCCUGGAGAUGAGAUUAUAACCAAAUGUACAUACAGUACGAGCAAGAGAAAUAGCGCCACGAUCGCUGGUCAAUCAACAUUCGAUGAAAUGUGCACUGGCUUCUUAAUUUACUAUCCAAAGGAAAAUGUUGAAAACUUGGACUGUUUUACUUACGGUCCUGAUGUCAAUCGCUGUGACAUGUCCACCUAUCAAGGCUGCUCCAACCUCUUCAACUAUUCGAACACAGAAUGGCUUAAUUCAACCCAGAUGUAUCGUGACCUGGUCAGUAACUGCAGACGUUAUGGACCGUGUUUUAAAGAAUGCCUGGACUCUAUUUUACGUUUGAAAAAUAGCAAUCCUUGUUUAAAUGGAGAGAUUUUCGAUUAUAUAAAGCAACACAUGUGGUAUUCAUCAGUCAUUGGCCAGGAACUUCUGUCUCUUUUCUCUUCUUGUGCCGUUGAAGUGUACAAAGCCUUAGAGAACACCAACACAGCUUCCACCAACACAGCUACUGCUCCAACUCCUAAUAAGGAUACUGCGGGAAAUAACUUGGGAACCACUACAAAGCCAUUAGUUUUAACAUUUUAUCUUGUCAUUGCGUUUGUGUUUUCUAUAUUUAUACACAUGUCAUCCUAAAUGAUUUGGUUGACAUAUCCUCUAAUUGUUAUAUGUGUGUAACAAAACCAAAGAUAAAAAUAUAAUCAAAAAGAAACAAAAAGAAAAAAAAAAGGAAUAAUUCACCAGAAAUAUAGAAAUAUGAAACUAUUAGAAAUUAAUCGCAUGUUUGACACAAAUAAGUAGACAUAUAUAAUGACAUAGACAUAUAUAAUGACAUAGACAAAUAUAAUGACAUAGACAUACAUAGACAUAUUUUCAAGUAAAUAUUGCGCUUACUUUUGUACAGAUAUGAAAGAUAAAAGACCAAAAAGACUGAACCUGUUGACUUGAUAAUGUAUAGACUAAAUCUACAUUACAAACCUAUAAAGAAUCUAAGACACAAGAAAAAAUAGAGCAGUAAGAUUUAUAACAACUGAAUAUUCCCAUGGAACUAGAGGAACGCCAUUGAAAUCACUCAACUUAGAAACAGCUAAGAACAGAAGACUAAAAGAUAAAUUGGACUAUAAUAAAUCUUUCUACAUGUAAAAGUUACAUUAGAAUCACUUGCCUUACGAAUCAUCGCUGCAUUGAUUAGUACAUAUGCUGAGACAGUUUCGUAUGUGCUCUAUCUUUUGCCUCUAGAUCUUGAAACAGGUUGCCUGAAUCAGCCAGAAAAACAUUUAACGUACUAUAAUAUACAUGUAUGAUUAGGUUAAUAAGUAAAUACGGCUGGAUGUAAUUAUCUUCUUUUUUGAAUAAAAUUCGACAUAUAUAUAUAUAUAUAGUAUAGCGCAUCUUUCAUGCUUAUAGUCUGCUCAGUGGUCAAAUCUCUUCUGUGGACUAGUUAAAGGAGGAGGGGAUAUCUGGGAGAAAGUUUCCAUAUUGCCUUGACGCACUCAGCAAACACAACUCUGUUUAAGUCGGGUUUCGAACUCAAUCCCCUUUAAUAGGUAGCUAAGUGGUUGAUGUCUCUCAGCCAUACGACAUCACACAAAGGUCAAAUAAUUAAAGGUGUCAUUGAAAAGUUCAAGGAAACGUAAAAGUCAUAGAAAUGCCUCAACGACUGAAAUGUAUUGACUCAACAUGAACGUACCCAUACAUCAGACUCUCUCGGUAUACUGAAAUGUAUUGACUCAACAGGAACGUACCCAUACAUCAGACUCUCUCGGUAUACUGAAAUGUAUUGACUCAACAGGAACGUACCCAUACAUCAGACUCUCUCGGUAUACUGAAAUGUAUUGACUCAACAGGAACGUACCCAUACAUCAGACUCUCUCGGUAUACUGAAAUGUAUUGACUCAACAGGAACGUACCCAAACCUCAGACUCUCUCGGUAUAGAACGAGAUGGUCUGUACAUCUUAGCAUCAAACUUUACAAAGACCUUUUUGUAAUAAGACGUACUGCAAAAGAUACUACUACAAUAUUUACUUCACAACUACUUGACGACUAAUCCACGAGUAAUUCAUUACAUCAUGAUUUUUCCUUUUUUUUUUAUAAGUUGUAAAUAUCUUACUAACAUUUUAACUUCUAUGUACUCUGGGAUUUAAGGAAUCAACACAGUACUUGUUUUGUUUAUAUAAAAUAUUGAAAUUUGUAUUCAUUAUGUUUUAGUCUGCAGAACUAUGAUCGUCUUGAAAAAUAAAUUAUUUUGACAUUCUAGUAAAAAAAA
Biomphalaria glabrata is the source of this 3721-nucleotide messenger RNA. Its product is annotated as tyramine beta-hydroxylase-like. The transcript is spliced from 12 exons. Lineage: Eukaryota; Metazoa; Mollusca; Gastropoda; Planorbidae. Bases 285 to 2090 code for a protein of 601 amino acids. Gene Ontology annotation, molecular function: copper ion binding; dopamine beta-monooxygenase activity. The record is from RefSeq and is a predicted model, not a curated record.